Apis laboriosa (Himalayan honeybee) is the source of this 529-nucleotide messenger RNA. RefSeq names its product coiled-coil-helix-coiled-coil-helix domain-containing protein 7. The transcript has 3 exons. Lineage: Eukaryota; Metazoa; Arthropoda; Insecta; Hymenoptera; Apidae. The record is from RefSeq and is a predicted model, not a curated record. Bases 106 to 405 code for a protein of 99 amino acids.
UUUAAAUUUAAUUAGUUUUUUGAAAAAGUUUAUCAAAAUCAUAAGUGAAUGGUUAUAUAAUCCAAUUUAUUAUUAGAUAAUAUAAUAAAAAAAAUAGAAAAUAUAAUGAGUACUUCAAAUAUUAGUGAUAAAAAAGUAGUAUCUGAAUUACGGAAAAAACUCACGCAGGAUCCAAAUUUAAUCAAUCCUUGUUUAGAGGAAUAUAAUUUUACUGCAAAAUGUUUAGAAAAAAAUAAAUAUGAUUAUAAUAAAUGUUUAUUAUAUGUUGAAAAUUAUAAAAUCUGCAAAAAAUUUUGGGCAAAAAUAAUAAAUUAUCGAAAGAUAAAAAAUAUAAAACCCUAUAUUCCUUUACCAGAAGAACGACAAAAAAUAAAAGCAGAAUAUUUACAAUCACAAAAUAAAUAGUUCACAUAAUUUUGACAUACUGAAGAAUUGUAAUUGUAUAAUGGAUUGAAAUUUUUUUUUUUUAUUAUAAAGAAUUAAUUCAUCCUUAUUAAUUAAAUAAUAAUAACUUAUCAAAAUUUGCCAA